ACGGAUUGAAAGUAAGUACAAGUUUUUCUGUUCCUUGAACCUUUAACUUUUCUCUAAUAGUUUCCCAUAAAAUAAUUUCUUAACUUUUCGUUUUAAGAUGGCUCUUGGCUAUCUUGCCUUAGAUUUAAUGAGAAUGGAAGAUCGUGUUCAACGCCUUGAACGAAGGACACAGCGACAAUUGCUGCGAGCAACAGAAGAUCCAUUUGAUUUGACGAACAACGAACUUAGGGAGCUGUACCGCCUAACACCGGACUUAAUUUUCGAUCUCAUCGAUGCAUUAGAACCUCGAUUGCAGCGGACAAGGAUCACUGGACUGUCUACAGAAAAGAAAGUAUUAUCGGCAGUAAGAUUUUAUGCAACUGGCUGCUUUCAACGUCCUGUGGGUGAGCAAUGGGGCAUUUCCAUGAGCCAGACAUCUAUCAGCAGAUGUAUACACAAAGUGACAGAUGCGAUCAACGAUUUAAUAUUUAGACAGUGGGUACAAUUUCUUAUGACUCUAGGAGCCAGGCAGCUAGCGAGAAUGCAAUUUCAAAAUGCACAUCAGCCAUUUGAAGGAGCUAUAGGAGCAAUUGACUGCACUCACGUAGCGAUUCUUGCUCCCACAGAGCAUGAAGAAGCCUACGUUAAUCAUCAUGGAUAUCAUUCAUUAAAUGUGCAAAUGAUAUGUAACCCGAAUUUAAAAGUACUAAAUGUUAAUGCAAGAUAUCCCGGAGCACGGCACGAUGCAUAUAUAUGGAGUGCUUCUGCUGCACGACGAGUUAUGGAACGCGCAUACAAUCGUGGUGAACGGCGAACAUAUCUCAUUGGUGAUUCAGGUUAUCCAUUGGAGCCAUGGCUAUUAACUCCUUUGCCCCGAGAGCCGCAAGGAACUCCACGUUUCGCAUAUAACGAAGUGUUAUGUAGCGCAAGAAAUUGUGUCGAACGUCUUUUUGAUGUAAUGAAGUCUACCUGGAGAUGUCUUUCUCGACAUAGGGUCUUGCAAUAUGAGUCUGGCUUUGCUGGAAGAAUUGUCAAUGCUUGCGCAGUCCUCCAUAAUAUGCGAAUUGCUCACGGCAUACUUGAUGAUGAUCUGUUCGAUGAAUUUGAUGAUGCACAUAUGUACGAAAAUUGUGGUGAGGCUCAUGAUAUUAAUAAUCCGGAUAAUAAUGAUCGUAGACCUCUUGCUAUCGCACGUCGCAUCCAAGAUCGUUUAAUAGCAGAAAGAUUUGGUAGAUGAAAUUGUACAAUGUAUAAAUGUAAAUUUAAAAUUAAUUAUCUUAUACAUCAGAUCAUUUUCAAUCCAUUUUAUUGUGAUAAAAAGCAAUUUGUUUUCGUUUUCUUAACUUCUAUAUUUAUUUAAAAAAUGUAUUGUCUAAAUAUAUUCAAUAUUCUUUUCUUGUAUAUAUUAUAGGUGUAAAUAUACAGAUAUAUUUAGGUGUAAAUAUAUACACAGUAUUUUUUGUAAAGAUUGAAUAGACAAGCAAUACACACAAAGUGCUAAAAGUUUUUAUAUUUUGUAUUCCUGAUUCAGU
Messenger RNA from Formica exsecta, 1511 nucleotides. RefSeq names its product putative nuclease HARBI1. The transcript is spliced from 4 exons. Lineage: Eukaryota; Metazoa; Arthropoda; Insecta; Hymenoptera; Formicidae. The record is from RefSeq and is a predicted model, not a curated record. Bases 98 to 1216 code for a protein of 372 amino acids.